UACUUUACCUUUUCCAGUGGAUCACAAUCUGUCUUUACUAUUGAACUGCAGAAAAAUGUUUUUUAGUGAAACAUAUUAGUUGAAGAGAAGAUCAGUUUAGGAAGUGGCUUUGGUUCCAUCAAGGGUUCUUUUGGAAGAGAAGAUCUUUCCAAGAGGCAAAUUGAGUGGGGUCUCAAAAGAUUCUGCAGAAAGACAAGAAGAUUUCAGUGGCACUCAAGACAGCAAUUCUGGAUACCAUUCAUUUAAUGGAUCUACAAGAUCAAACCAUUCAUCAUCUGCCUCACAAGUUGCCACCUCUGACAGCCAAGUCGAAAAUCAAGGAGAAGAGUCGGAUCAAGUUUCGGUUGUUGGAGUAUCUGCUCUACAUAAUUCUGGUUAAUCUAAAGAUUUUGUAGUCGCCGCUGAAGUUACGAUCGAGUUGCUUCGGGCAGAAGUGGAUAUGUGGAAACAAAAUUCUCUCCGACUUACGGCGGAGUUGGAUAAACUUCGGAAUGAACUUCUAGUGGAGACAAAGCACCGGGCAAGCCUUCAAGUGGAGCUUUUGGAGAUACACACACAGUUCACUGGAUUGCAGCAGGAACUUGAUAAACUGAGGAUUCUAAUGGAGGGGACAAGGGAAAAACAAGAGGCCAAAGAGAACAUUCUUUUUCAAAUGAAGGAUGAAGAUGGCAUAACGAAGGAAUGGGAAAGAGAAAUGAAGUUUCAAAAGGAAUUAAAUGGUAAUUUGGCUUUGCAGCUAAAGAGAAGUCAGGAGGCCAACCUUGAACUUGUUUCUGUCCUACACGAAAUGGAGAAUACAAUGGAAAAGCAGCAGAUGGAGAUAAAUAACCUUUCAGAAGACAAGGUGGAUAUUGAAGAUAUGGAUACCUAUAGCAUCAGCAGUGAAGAUAACAAGAGAAGAAGCUCGGAGGAUCAAGAUUUUCGUAAGGAUGUAAGAAUGCGCGGUUCGUGCAUUGAAGAAAAUGUUGUUCAAUUACGUGAAGAGCUUGAAGCAAAUGGAACUAAAGCCUUGAAGCUCCAGUUGCAUCCAUUGCCAGAAUUUCGAAAAGAGCAAGAACAGAAUAUUCCAGUUUCUAGGAAGGAGAAGAAAAUUCAUGGAUCCAAGAUAGGAGGAAUGCCGAAUCCCAGAGUGGGAACUCCUCCAGAAGCUCAGACUAAGCUGGAGAAUGGUGAUUUAUAUGAAGAUACCUUAUCUACAGGUACUGCAGAAGCCGAAAGGCUGGGUACAGAGUUCAGUUUGGCGCUGAAUGCUGCUAUUGACAGUCUAAGGCAUGAGAAUAUGCUGAAGGACAUGGAGAUUGAAGGCUUGAAACAUUGUAAAAAGGAGUUGGAAACUCAGAUUAUAAGUAUUGAGGAAGAGAAAAGUCAGAUGGAGGCGAAUGUGACUGGUUUGCUCGGAACUAGCAGUAUGGAUCCUCGGGUUUUAGCCAAUAAUAUUAUUUCCAAGACAUCAUUGAAGUCAAAAAAUGAAAAUGAUGAACUAGAAGCGCAUUUGUUGGAACUAGAAAAUGAAAAUAUUUGCUUAUCAGAAAGAAUAUGUGGCUUGGAGGCUGUUCUGAGGCACCUAACCGAUGAAAAUGAGUCGACUCGUUUGCUGUUACAAGAUUCACAAUCUACUGUUGGGAAACUCCAGAAUAAAGUAAGUGAAUUGGAAAAUGAAAUAAUGGCACAAAAACUUGAUUUGACAGAGAAGUUAGAGGAUAGACAGAAACAAUGUAUUGAAGCUCUCGAAGAGGGUCAGAAUUUGAAAAUAGAAAACAAGAAAUUGCAGGCUAUGAUUGAAAGUAUAAUGGAGGAAAAUUCUUUACUGCAGAUAUCAAAUAGUGAGCUGAGGAAGCGAAAGAUGGAUUUACAGGAGCAUUGUGCAAUCUUAGAAGUUGAAGUGAAGGAUACACUCGAGCUUUUUUCAGGUAUCUUAAAGGAAGUAGAAAGUCUAGAAGCGAGUUUUUGUAGGAUGCUGAAAGAAAUUAGUUUGAAAGAGAAAUCCAUGACUGGAGAACUUGAUGCUCUGGUUCGAGAAAUUCAAAAGCAUAAUGCAAACCUCGCUAGGGAUGAUAGCCUGUUGAAUCAGAUGUACCUGGAGAAAACAGCUGAAGUAGACAAUCUCGAAAGAAAAGUUGUACACCUCAUGAAACAAAUGUCUGCAACUUUUGAUGAAAAAGAGAGAGAGGCUUCACAGGCUAUACUUGAACUAUGUUGUUUAAGAGAAGAUAAGGUGAUGUUAGAAGCUGCUCUACAAGAGGCUCAAGGAAAACUUAGGCUAUGUGAGAGCAAGAUUGAUCUCAUCCACAGGGAAUCAGAAAGAAAAGUUAUGGGAGUUAUAGGUGAACUAGCAGUUUCCAAGCAAAACCAGGACAUUCUUAUGGAUUGUCACAGAAAGGUGCUAAGUUCCCAAGAAAAUGUCAAAAACAGUGAAUUGAAAUUGAAGAACAUGCUUCGGCGGCAUGAAUUAAAGUUGAAAGCAUCUGAAAGUGACAGGCAAAAUCUAGCUGAGGAAGUUUCUGCUCUUAAGAUAAAAUUGCGAAAGAUGGAAGAGCUCCAAGACGAAGUUUUAGUGCUCAAGAAAUCACUUGUCGAAGCAGAACAUCAAAAUAAGUGUCUCAAAGCUUCCUUUGAGAUGUUGUCUGAAGAUUAUGAGAAGCUGAAGGCCAAAAGCGUGACAUAUUUGGAGGAAAUAUCUAAUAUACAGAUGGUAGCAUCUGAAUUAGGGGACUACAAGCGGUGUAAAGCCGCCCUUGAGGAAAAGGUUUGGCGGCUUGAGUGGGAGUUAACUGCAAAAGAAGCAUCUUGUACCUUGCUAUCUAAGAUGAAAAACGAACUUGCACGGUUAACAAGAACAAAUAGCCAGUUAAAGGGCAAAAUAAAGUACCUGGAGGAGGAGAAAGAAGAGUGUUUCAAGAGAGUUCAAGUGCUUGAAGAGAAGCUAAAACAGCACAAAGAAGAAAAGCAUAAUGAAGAGGCAAUCAAUGGGAAACUUCCUCAUGAUCCAGAGCUCUAUGACACUUGUGGUUCAACCUUUGAUAAUACACAGAGCUUAAAGGAUGAUGCUAAAACAACUCUCUGUUUCAAUGAAAGUUCCCAAGUCAAAAUACUUGAUCCCUUAUUGAAGAUUCAGUUUAUUGGGAAUAAAUUGGCUGAAGCAUCAAGUCGCUCUCACAAAAACUUGAUCAAGGGGUAGAUUAUAGAAGGUGUGUCUUCUUGUUCUGGCUUCUAUCUCUCUCACACACCUAAUUUACCCGCUUGAGACAAUAAUUUUAUUUUAUUUUAUUUCUUUAAAAGAAACUAUCAAUGAAUUAGAGACAAAAAAGAAGCAGA
This is a messenger RNA of Momordica charantia (bitter melon), 3315 nucleotides long. RefSeq lists its product as uncharacterized. NCBI's taxonomy places the organism in Eukaryota, Viridiplantae, Streptophyta, Magnoliopsida, Cucurbitales, Cucurbitaceae. The record is from RefSeq and is a predicted model, not a curated record.